GUUGGUAAUAAGGAAGCGCACGUUUGAAAUACCGGAGAUACAGUUUUCGUCAAACCUCACGGCUAGUGUCGCCAAAUAAUUUUUACAACACGAUAUUCCGCUGUGCUACCCCUCACCUGGCGGUUCCCUCGGGAGUGAGCUGCAUGCGUGCCGCCCCCUGCACGGCCUGCCAUGGAGGAACAGGCACGGAGCUGCCUUCUGACCCUGCGGCCCAUCCUGGAGCAAGACAUCAAGGCCUCCUACCUCAUGGAUCACAUGGUCAGCGAUGGCGUGCUGACCGUCGAUGAGGAGCAGAAGAUCAGGAGCAGGCCCACCAGAAGAGAGCAAGCGGCAGCCCUUCUGGAGCUGAUUCUGAGCAAGUGCAACCGGGCCUACAUUUCCUUCUACAAUGCCUUGAUUCGGGAGAGCUAUGGGGACCUAGCAUCCUCGCUUCAGGGGAGCCUGCCUCUCACCUCCCCCGAGGGAGAGAAGAGCUUUGCUGAUGGAGGCACUCCCUAUGUGCACGCGGUGCUGAGGGAGGGCGGGGUGCCCCAGCGGCCCGUGGUGUUUGUGAGUCGGCCCACUCAGCUGAACCGGAUCAGGGAGAAGCUGUACAAGCUGAAGGACGCUGCGGGGGGCUGGGUCACAGUGCACGGCAUGGCCGGGUCCGGGAAGUCCGUCCUGGCAGCCGAGGCGGUGAGGCACGAGGCUCUCAUCAAAGACUGCUUCCCCGGCGGGGUGCACUGGCUGUCCGUGGGCCAGGUGGACAAGGUGGGGCUCCUGGUGAAGGUCCAGAGCCUGUGCUUCCGGCUGGAGCAGGUCCAGGACUGCCAGGAGAGCCGGAGGCCUCCCGGCUCUGUGGAGGAGGCCAAGGAGCGCCUCCGCUUCCUCAUGAUCCGACGCUACCCGAGGUCUCUCCUGAUUCUGGACGAUGUGUGGGACAGUGCGGUGCUCAGGGCCUUUGACAUCCAGUGCCGCAUCCUCCUGACCACGCGCGACCGCAGCCUGGCCGACUCAGUCAGCGGUCAGAAGUUUGAGGUGUUGGUGGAGAGCGAGCUGGAGGAGGAGAAGGCUCUGGACAUCCUGGCGCUGUUUGUGAACCAGAAGCAGCGCCUGCCAGAGCAGGCCCGCAGCAUCGUCCAGGAAUGCAAAGGGUCCCCUCUGGUGGUGUCUCUGAUCGGGGCGCUCCUGCGGGAGUUCCCGGACCGCUGGGACUACUACCUGAGCCUGCUCAGACGCAGGCAGUUCAAGCGCAUCCGCAAGUCUUCCUCCUACGACUACGAGGCCCUGGACCAGGCCAUGGCCGCCAGCAUACAGGUCUUGCAGGACGAACACCGUGAACUCUACAAGGACCUGACCGUGCUGGAGAAAGACGUCAAAAUCCCUGCCAAAGUCCUGUCUGUCCUCUGGGACCUGGAGACAGAGGAGGUGGAGGACGUCCUGCAGGAGUUUGUCAACAAAUCUCUCCUGUUCCGCGACUGCAACCAAAGACCCUACCUGUACUACCUGCACGACCUGCAAGUGGACUUCCUGCUCGAGCAGAACCGCUCCAGCAUACAGGAGCUCCACGCCAAAGUUGUGCGUCAGUAUCAGCAGCACUACAGUGAGGGGCCGCCCACCUCCCGGGAUGUAGCGUGCCUCUACUGGAUGAGAUACCUGCCCUACCACAUGAGCCAUGCUAACCUCACACAGGAGCUGUGCUCCCUCAUGUUCUCACUGGAAUGGGUCAGAGUCAAGGCUGAGAUUAUGGGCCCCGCCCACCUCAUCAACGACUACGUGGAGUACGGCCCCAUUCUGGAUAAAGAGAACAGCAGUGUGCGCGGGGACUUCCAGGAGUUUCUGUCUCUGAACGGACACCAGCUGGACCGGAGGCCCCUCCCAGACCUGGUGCAGCUUGGUCUAUCCCAGCCCAGCUGCUCGGAGGUGUACCGCCAGGCCCUGCUGCAGGCGCAGGGACGCACCAAAAACGGGGCGCUGUACCUGGACUGGACAAAUCAGCGCAGGCUGGAGAAUGUGUCCCGUCUGGUGGUGCAGCCUCAGCAGGGAUCCAUCUACUAUGCCUGCUUCUCCCAGGACGGGCACAAGGUCGCCUCUUGUGGGUCAGGCAGCACGGUGCAGGUCUUUAAGACCACCUCAGGAGAGAAGAUUCUGCAGCUGGAGAAGGCCCAUGAGGAUGAAGUUCUGUGCUGUGCCUUCUCUCCCGAUGACAAAUUCCUGGCCACCUGCUCCAGCGACAGGAAGGUUAAGAUUUGGAAUGCGCAGCGAGGCUCACUGAUCCGGGUGUUUGAGGAGGAGCACGAGGAGCAGGUGAACCACUGCCAGUUCACCAACACCCGCCGCCGCAUUCUCCUCGCCACCUGCUCCAAUGACCACUUCAUGAACACCAAGCUGUGGAACGUGAACAAGCCCUCCUCUCAGAACACCAUGUUUGGACACACCGAAGCUGUCAAUCACUGCUGCUUCUCGCCCGAUGACACCUACCUGUCCACCUCCUCCAGUGAUGGGACCGUGAAGCUCUGGGAGGUCUCCUCGGCGAACGAGUGGAAGUCCAUCGAUGUGCUCAGUUUCUUUCCAGACCUAAGGGAAGUGAUGGUGAAGUGCAGCGCCUGGUCGGCAGACGGCAAGCGCAUCAUCUGCGCCGCGAAGAAUGCAGUGUUUGUGUUUGACGUGGAAACGGGAGAUUGGCUGUCUGAGAUUCGGACCAGUUCUCUGAGCACGGUGCAGUUCUGUGACACCUGCCCUAACAGCCAGCUGGUCGCCCUUGCGCUGUCGCACUACACCGUCGAGCUGUGGGAUUUCACGGAUGUCAAGAAGGUGGCGGACCUCAGCGGCCACCUGAGCUGGGUCCACUGUGUCCGGUUCUCCCCCGACGGGUCGCUCGUCCUGUCCUCCUCUGAAGACCAGACCGUCAGGCUAUGGGAAACCAAGGGAGUCCACCUCUCCUCUGCUGCCUCACUGAAGAGGGACUGUCAUGUGAUCUUCAAUCAGGAUGACAUCACAGUGGUUGCCGCUGACAACAGAAACCAAGUACAGGUCCUCAACGGUAAGACAGGGGAGGUGAUGUUCCAGUCAGAAAGUCAGGAAUCUCGGAUCCGUUGCACGUGUCUCUGCCAGGAUCCACUCGCCGCUGUUCUGGGAUGUGAGGACGGAGCUGUAAAGGUAAUGGAGGUGCCCUCGGGGAAGCUCCUGUGCUCCCUCUCUGGCCACACUAAGACAGUGCUCCACUGUCAGUUCAGCACUGAUGGACAGACACUCAUCACAUCCUCAGAGGAUGCAACCAUACGGGUAUGGAAGUGGAGGAGCGGGGAGUGUCUGGUGCUACAGGGUCACACAGAACAAGUGAGGAAGUUCUUCCUUUUGGAAGAAACGUCUCCCGCUCGGAUCCUGUCUUGGUCCUUCGAUGGCACUGCUAAGGUGUGGGACAUGACGAGUGGGGAGAAGAUGCAGGACAUGGCCUGCCACUCACAGGCCGUCCUGUCGUGCGAUGUGUCCCCGGACGGACGGAUGUUCUCCACCGUGUCGGCUGACAAGACCGCUAAGGUCUGGAGCUGUGAGUCGUGGGCCUGCCUCCACGCGCUGAACGGACAUCAGGACUGCGCCCGCAGCUGCCGCUUCUCCUGGGACAGCAAGAGCCUGGCCACCGGAGACGACAACGGAGAGAUCCGCCUCUGGAGCACACUGGACGGGUCUCUGCUGCGGGUCUUCAGCUCCCAUGGCGACAAGGACUCCAUGGACUCCAUGCACGGGGGCUGGGUGACUGACCUGCACUUCGCCCCCAAAAGGCCGAUCCUGGUCUCCACCGGGGGCUACAUCAAGUGGUGGGAUCUGAACACUGGGGAGGCCCUGCAGACCUUCUACACCACAGGAACCAAUCUGAAGGGGCUCCACGUGUCAGGGGACUUCAAGACCUACAUCACCAUCGACAACAUCGGGAUCCUCUACGUCCUGAAGACGGUGGAAUGAGGGGCCUCCGAUGUCCAAGCGCUCUAUACACUGUGAAGAAGAUUCCAGAUAAUUUGUAAUGUGUACUACAGUACUACGGUACUUGAUGUUUUACAGUGCGGCUUGCAUUGGGCUCAGUGUUGAUGUAUGCAUGCACGCGGGGAAUCUAUGUGCUUUAUAGAUAUAUGUUGGUAUUUUAAAUUUUGUAUAUUUGUGCUGACCAUGUGCAAUACGGUGGCCUUAUUAGCAGGUUUGUGCCGAUUUCUGAAAAUGGAGCGAUUCUUGAAAAGACAUGAUUUUCACGUGGUACUAAAUGAGCCUCCACAUAUGCAUUUGCAUCUUUUAUAUCAUGGGAAAACCAGGGCAGUUAGUUGAUUAGUAUUUUUGCAUUAGUUUCUAAUUAUAAUUAAAUAAUUCUAAUUAAUAUUGCCUUUUCCACCUUGCUUCAUAACUUUUUAUCCAACAUUAACAAUCAAGUUUCAAUGAAAAUGUCAGGUAAUGCAAUAAAAAAAGAGUAAUUUCAUUGUGCUACAAAAAUGUUUUGCAUAACUACUGCAUUUAUAUAACCUUUUAUACAAAACCACUAAAAUUUUUAAGUGAGUACUUAUUAAAAUAAGUAUGGAGACUAAUUUUGUAUUCAGCCCUAGGAGAAACAUUGGUUUGUGAAAUUGACUGCACUAACACAGCUGUGCUAGUGCCAUUAUGAAACUUUUUUAGACAAUUUUUUAAUAAUUGCCCCAAAAUUCUAGUUGGGAAAUGUAACGUGUUUAUAUAAGGCCUUAAUCUCUGAGCAUUCAGGAGAUGCAGUAAUUGGCUCGUCUGUGACAGACCAGAAGCCAUCGGUGUCAGAAAUCGUCAUCAAGUUUUUACCAAGGUUUGACGUUUGUGUUAGGGGUGUGAUGUUUUAAGCUACGGAGCAGGGCUGAUGGAAGGUCUUUAUUACAGAUAUCAGUGUGACUGGUGAUUAAAACGGGUGAACAGCUGGACCUAGACUGGGUUCUCCGCUCAAGCGCAGACAAUCCUGCUUCACACAGAGAGUACUGGAUGAUGUCAUCUUGAGUGAUGUCAUCUGGUUGAUUGACUGGGUGAUUGACAGGGUAUCUGAACAUACCCCCUUUAUAGCAUCAGUCCACUGACAUGCUGUGUCUGUGAAAAAUGUGACCGCUAAAUAUUUCUUCUCAGGAAAAUACCAAAUGGUGCACCCUAGAUGUUAGUGAAUUUUUUGAAGUACUUUGAAGUAAAAUUGUCUGUGUCACUCAAUCUUUUCAUGGGUUAUAUUCUGUAAAAGAGGGAAUGGUGUACCAAAAAAUGGAACUUAAAAGCGUACAAUUUGCUGUUGUGCUGAAUAAGGAUAAAAUCUGGUCUUGUCCUCGUGUGGAUGUGAUGUAAUGGCAGAAUAAAAUAAAAGAGAAAAACAGCUGCA
Messenger RNA from Conger conger (European conger), 5344 nucleotides. It is a transcript of the gene apaf1, whose product is annotated as apoptotic peptidase activating factor 1. The transcript is spliced from 27 exons. Lineage: Eukaryota; Metazoa; Chordata; Actinopteri; Anguilliformes; Congridae. Gene Ontology annotation, cellular component: apoptosome. The record is from RefSeq and is a predicted model, not a curated record. Bases 172 to 3942 code for a protein of 1256 amino acids. Gene Ontology annotation, biological process: regulation of apoptotic process; apoptotic signaling pathway. Gene Ontology annotation, molecular function: ADP binding; protein binding.